Molecule: messenger RNA, 1014 nt
Organism: Sclerotinia borealis F-4128
Lineage: Eukaryota; Fungi; Ascomycota; Leotiomycetes; Helotiales; Sclerotiniaceae
Source: the annotation of a GenBank genome assembly
AUGGCUCCAUCAGCAACCUCCCCUGCUCCAGAAGAGACCACAGAUGCCACUGUCCUCACCCUACGCAAAACCCUCUGCUCAGAGAGCUCUCCGCUCGCCCUACGUUUCCGCGCCCUCUUUUCUCUCAAACAUCUCGCCUGCACUCCAUCUUCCUCCAUUAUCCCCGCCAUCGAAGCCAUCGCCGCCGCAUUCGCCUCUCCUUCCGCACUUUUGAAACAUGAACUUGCGUAUUGUUUGGGUCAGACGAGGAAUAUUGAGAGUUCGAAAUAUUUGAGACUGGUGUUGGAAGAUCGCGAGGAAGAUAGUAUGGUGAGACAUGAGGCUGCGGAGGCAUUGGGUGCGUUGGGCGAUAGGGACUGUUUGCAGUUGCUUAGGGAGAGGAGAGAUGAUGUUACUGAGCCGCCUGAGGUGAGCCAGACGUGUGAGUUGAGUGUUGAGAGGAUUGAGUGGGAACAUUCAGAGGCGGGGAAAGCAGAGAAGUUACGACAAUCGGAUUUCGCAUCAAUCGAUCCAGCUCCACCAACUGCAGAAGCAAAUUCAGAAUCGCUAUCAAUCGAGAAACUAGAGAAAACCUUGCUGGAUACCAAGACCCCUCUAUUUAUACGAUACAGAGCAAUGUUCGGUCUGCGAGAUCUUGCAUCACCCCCUGAUCUUCUUACUGCCGUUCCUGCUAUUCUUGCCUUGGCGAAAGGUCUCCAUGAUCCAUCCGUACUCUUCAGACACGAAAUUGCCUUUGUUUUCGGACAACUUUCUCACCCAGCGUCUAUCCCUGCUCUUACUGGCUCCCUGAGCAAUCUGGAGGAAGCGAGUAUGGUCAGACAUGAGGCAGCCGAGGCUUUGGGAAGCUUAGGUGAUGAAGACGGUGUCGAGGAUACACUAAAGAAAUUCUUGGACGACCACGAUGAGGUUGUGAGAGAUAGUGUCAUCGUUGCGUUGGAUAUGGCGGAGUUUGAGAAGAAUGGGGAGACCGAGUAUGCGUUCAUCCCAGAAGAGGAGUAUGUCGAUACGAUAUAG